CCCCGGCCCCGGCCGAAUCAAUGGCGCGGGCGGCGCUCCGGUUGGGCGCCCACGCGCUCGCGCUCCUCGUCCUCGCGUCAGUGGCUCUGCUUCCGCUUGUCAGUUCCGACGACGACGGGUACAAACACUGCGAGGGUGUCGUCAGGGGCUGGGCGGAUUCUUCUACUGCGCGGGUGGAGGACAGGGACAAAUUGAGCCUCAAGGAUUUGCUCUUCUUCCUCCACAUUCCUAGAACUGGAGGCCACGCCUACUCUAGCUGCUUCCUCAAAAAGCUGUAUACAAAUGCUCAGCAAUGCCCCGAUUCCUACGACAAGCUACGGUUCGACCCAAGCAAUACUGAUUGCAAGCUGGUUGUUAGUCAUGAUGACUAUAGCUUAACUUCCAAGCUGCCAAGGGAGAGAACUUCUGUUGUAACAAUACUAAGGAACCCAGUUGAUCGUGUAUUUAGCACAUAUGAGUUCUCAGUUGAAGUUGCAGCUAGAUUCCUUGUUUACCCAAACUUAACUACCGCUGCUGCCGGUACUUGGAACAUCUGGCCUUGGAAGUACUUGGUUCCUUGGAUGAGAGAUGAUAUGUUUGCCAGGAGAGAUGCCAGGGGGAUUGACCAAGUUCAUAGUAGUAAGAAGGUUGGCAAUGCAUAUGAUCUGGAGGAUAUGAUUAUGCCGUUACGUCAGUACAUCAAUGAUCCAGUUGCCCAUGAAAUCAUUCAUAAUGGUGCUACCUUUCAAAUUACUGGGUUAACGAACAAUUCAUACUUCAAUGAAGCACACGAUGUUCGACAUUGUGUCAAAAAGCAUCAAGAUCUUGGUCAUAUUGUGCUUGAGGUUGCUAAGAAUAGGCUGGACCAGAUGCUAUAUGUAGGACUUACAGAGAUUCAUGAAGAAUCAGCAAGUUUGUUUGCUCAUAUGGUAGGAGCACAGGUGCUUUCACAAUCUGGGGCAUUGAAUUUAGAUCUCAAGGAAGAUUGGUCUAGAGAGAUUGACUCACACCCAUCCAUGGUGGAGCCCGAGGAUAAAGAAACAAAUGAACAUCUGAAUAAUGCACAUGGAUGGCAAAAUAAUGAAGCCCUGAACUCUACUGGCGACAAACAUGGAAAAGAAAAAAUGACUAUUGGUAGACUAAUGGAAGCUUAUGAAACUUGCAUUGUCGAACUGCGGAAGGCUGAAUCUAGGCGUCGUAAAACAUCACUAAAGAACCAAAAGUUUCAGGGAGCAAGGUUUUCAAAAGCGGCACGGAAGCCGCCUAAGGCAAUUUUCAAACAAAUUAUCUCGUUGAACAGCCUUGACAUGGAACUUUAUGAUCAUGCUAAGAAAAUUUUUAUCCAAGAACAUGUUUUGAUGUUAAAAGCUCGGCAAUCCAUUGUGGGGCAGCAUAGACAGUUGGGAGAACAAAAGGAGGGCUGGAUCAGCAUAAUCUGGAGCGACAGAAUUUGCUCUCCGGAAGGUGGUCUUCCUUGGAUGGUGGUCUUCCUUAGUCUAGGGAUCACCACAAUCAUAGUUUUGGUCGCAUUAGCUGCAAUGAUGAGAAAAAGAACGUCGAAAUUUAAGGUUUAACCAGAAUUCAUGAGGCAAUCUCUAGAUUUUAAUGUACAAUCUGAUGAUGCGCCCAGACAUUACGUACCCUUAGCAUUCUUUUGGGGCAGAGGUGUUAGCAUCCACAAAAUCGUGUAUACUCGUACGGUCGGACUGGUGCUAGACCAUUUUUCUCUUGAUUACACAAAAGAUUUGUGCGGCUUUGUAUUAAGAUAGAGAAAAAAUCGAUACAAAAUGCCUUAGCGGUGC
Sorghum bicolor (sorghum) is the source of this 1781-nucleotide messenger RNA. Its product is annotated as protein-tyrosine sulfotransferase. Gene Ontology annotation, cellular component: membrane. Lineage: Eukaryota; Viridiplantae; Streptophyta; Magnoliopsida; Poales; Poaceae. The transcript has 12 exons. Bases 21 to 1553 code for a protein of 510 amino acids. Gene Ontology annotation, molecular function: heparan sulfate 6-sulfotransferase activity. The record is from RefSeq and is a predicted model, not a curated record.